Chlamydomonas reinhardtii is the source of this 2660-nucleotide messenger RNA. RefSeq lists its product as uncharacterized. NCBI's taxonomy places the organism in Eukaryota, Viridiplantae, Chlorophyta, Chlorophyceae, Chlamydomonadales, Chlamydomonadaceae. Bases 28 to 2100 code for a protein of 690 amino acids. Gene Ontology annotation, biological process: chromatin remodeling. The record is from RefSeq and is a predicted model, not a curated record. The transcript is spliced from 8 exons. Gene Ontology annotation, cellular component: nuclear chromosome.
AUAUUAUGCAAUCCAUGAAUACUAACCAUGACCACUGACGACCCUGCCCCUAAGAAAGGGGCUGUUGGGCAAGGGCCCGCUUGCCGGGAUGUUGGGCAGCUUAGGCAGGAGGUGCUGGAGGCAAUAGGUGCUGGAGACCACCCGGAGAAGCGACAAAAGGGCUCGCUGCUGGUGCCGAUACGCGUGAACGUUGACCGCGAGGACGGCGAGGACGUGCGCGAGCAUUUUCUGUGGCGGCUUGGGGAGCCGGGCUACGAGGUGCGUCCCAUCGCCGUACGGCUGGCGGCGGACCUGCAGCUACCGCAAAACUACAUUAGGAAUGUGGAGGAGGAGAUGCAGCGCAGCCUGCGGCCCUUCGCCACCUUCAAGGACCUGGGUGGACCGCGGCUGGUGCGGCUGCAGCUGUACGUGCGGCGCGAGGGGCGGGUGUUCCGGGACGAGGUGGAGUGGGACGUGGGCGGCGGCGGCGGCAUGGCAGGCGGCUGCGGCGCCGGCGGCGGCCGCGCUGGCGGCGGCCUAAGCCCACUGGGCUACGCGGUGGAGUGCUGUGCGCAGCUGGGGCUGCACGACCCCGCCUGGGCCACCGCCAUUGCGGGGCAGCUGGAAGAGCUGGCGCGGGAGGCGGCGGAGGACCUGCUCCACCACAGCCCCGAGGUGGCGGUGCUGCCCCCAGCCCCCUCCGUGUGGCGCCCCCAGCCCGCCACUGCCACUGCCACUGCUACUGCCGACGACCCGGUUGCUACAGCCUGCUGGCAGCCGCUGCCGCCGGGGCAGCUGCCGCCGCCGCCGCCGCCCCUGCCGGCGCCGCCGCUCGAGGUGUGCGAUGCCGACGACGCCGCCGGCUGGGUGCCCGUGUCCCGCUACGGCGCAGUGCCGCUGCCGCCGAAGCCGCCGCCGCCCCCUGCUACAGCCGCCGUUGAUGCUGUCGGCAUUAGUAAUGGCGGCGGCAGAAGCAGCAGUGGCGGCGGGCGGGUGGGUCUGCCGCGGAUGGAGCCGUACGACCCGGCUCAGGACCUGGAGGCGGAGCGGCGGGCACGGCGAGAGGCGAAGCUGCGCCACCGCAGCGGCGGCGGCGGCGGCGCGGCAGGCGAGCACGGCCACGGCCACGGUCACCGCCACCACCACCACCAUCACCACCACGGCACCGCCUCGCCGCCCGGCGGGGCCCAACAGCACCACCACCAGCACCACAGCCGCGCCUCGCACGGCGGCUCGCAGCCCCCACCCUCCAUGCCCAACUCCCCCGCCGGGCACGCACCCCCGCACCCUCCGCACCCUUCGCACCCUCCGCACCCUUCGCAGCAGCACCCGCAGCAGCAGCAGCACCCGCCGGGGCAGCAGCACCCGCAGGGGCAGCAGCACCCGCAGGGGCAGCAGCAGCACCCGCAGGGGCAGCAGCAGCACCCGCCGGGGCAGCAGCACCCACAGGGGCAGCAGCAGCACCCGCAGGGGCAGCCGCAGACGCCGGGGCAGGUUAAGCGCGAGGAGGAGGGGCAGGUGAAGCGUGAGGCGCACGCCAUGUCGCCGGGAGCGGUGGGGCCGGUGGUGAAGUCGGAGCAGCUAGGCGCGCAGCAGCAGCACCCACACCAGCACCCACACCAGCACCCGGGUGCCGCAGCGCCGCAGCAGCCGCACCACCACUACCAACAGCCCGCGCAACAGCCGCAGCAGCAUGCAAGCUUCAUGCAGCCUGGCCCCGCCCACCCGCCGCAACCGCAGCAGCAACAGCACCCACACCAACAGCAGCAGCAACACACGGCGGCGGCGGCGGCGGUGGCCGUCACUGCGCCGCAGCAGUUCGGGCAGGUGCCGCCGCAACAACAGCCGCAGUACCAGCAACCGCAGCAGCAGCAGUACCAACCGCCACAGCAACCGCAGCAGCAGUACCAACAGUACGUCCAACCGCCGCAACAGCCGCAGUACCAGCAACCGCAGCAGCAGCAACAGCAGUACCAACCGCCGCCGCAACUGCAGCAGCCGCAGCAGUACGCACUUCCGCCGCCGCAACAGAUGCAGCAGCCCAUGGGGAUGCAGCCGGGGCCUCCGCGGCCGACGCAGCAGCAGCAGCAGCCGCACCCGCAAUUUCCGUAUGGGCAGUGAGAGUGAGACUGCGUUGUUGAGGUUACGUUGUCUGGCUCUGCAAACUAGCACCUGACUUGCGGGUUGGAGGUGAGCUGACUAAAUUUGGGGCGCGCGGUGGCGCCCUGGGUUUGGCCGAGCCGCCCUUCCUCAGCACGCACCGGUUCCGUGUAAGGAGUGGGGUGCGUACCUGUGGCCGGCAUGACGGUGGUUGCCUGGUUGCUGGCUGGUGCAGUGCGCCGCAUGCGCGUUCUCGAGGAGGUGAUGGCAGAUGCUUGUCGUGAUGCACCUGGUUUGGUGGGGUUGGGUAGAACUACCGACGGACUCCGGCUGUAGGCUUUGUCUGUGUGAUGUAGUGAGCCAAGCCGCGACACCGCGCUGCAUAUAUAUGUGCCUUACUAUAUGACAUCACAUAGCUCCCACGCCCUGAACCGGCCUGCUGCUGCCUGCUUCGUAAUUCUUAAAGCAAAUCCGGCUGGGACGGUACCUUAAUGCAGCCCAGUGAUGUAUGCGGGCACACGCGGGGGCAUUGGCGUGGCAAACCGCAUAACAAAUCAACUAACGUGUAACAAAGUGGCUGG